AUGGCCUUCAAGCUCGCUCUCCUCCUUGUUGCCUGCCUGCUGGUCUUUACCACCUGUGCCAAAGAGAAGGGAAAGCUUGAUUCCUUCCUGGAGGGAUUCGUCGUCGAGGGCCCCGUGAACUACUACGAGGUCGAUGAGGCCCGUGCUAUGGAAAGUUCCGUCCUUGCACGCCGUGCCGAAGCUGCUACUGUCACCAUUACCGAGACCGUUUGUGGAUCUGAUGGACCUACUUCCGCCGGAGAACCGCCCAUCUUCUCGAUUCCCGAGACCACCCUCGUGACUGAUACCGACACUUCCGGCCCUGUCCCCACGACCGUGCAGCCUCCCGUCUCGUCUCAGUCUUCUGGAGCUGGCGGUGUCACUUCUGUUGAGCCUACCUCGGCUGGUGCUCCCUCUAGUUCCUCUCACGGACAAACCACCACUACGCUCCACCAUACCACCUCGUCUGCUUCUGGCACGUCCACUUCUGCUGACGGCUCUGAGGCUCCCACUGCAAUUUCAGCCUCUCCGACCUCAACGGCUGCUCCUACUGCUAAUGCCGGGUUUACCCGGGGUGGGAUGAGCAGUGUUGUUCUCGCGUUGGCCUUGACCUUCGUUCGCAUCUUCGGGGUCUAG
This is a messenger RNA of Aspergillus mulundensis, 615 nucleotides long. RefSeq lists its product as uncharacterized. Lineage: Eukaryota; Fungi; Ascomycota; Eurotiomycetes; Eurotiales; Aspergillaceae. The transcript has 4 exons. The coding region runs from base 1 to 615 and encodes 204 amino acids. The record is from RefSeq and is a predicted model, not a curated record.